AUGAUAAGAUGCCAAAGAUCAAUUGCAAAGGCUGCAAAAGAGUGUGUGUGUGAAUGUACUAAAUGCAGUGGACUAAGUGCAACAGAAUUGCGUGUUGUUGCACUUCAAAUAUUCAAAUUGUCGUACCUAUGUGAUGACUGCGAGGAGGGGCUAAGGCAGAUUCCAGAUCUUCGCAGACUUGUAACAGAACUUCAACAGCAGGUUCAAGAGUUAAGGAAAAACCAUAUAAACAUAGUGAAUUUGGACACAGUGAUAAAUGAAAUUCAGGAAAGAAAAAAUCGUAGUCGUAAUCUUAUUGUGUUUGGAAUACCUGAAUCUACAGCAAAUUCACCAGAAGAAAGAAAAAGUCAUGAUAAAGACCAGGUUUCUAAAACUAUAACGUCACUGGCAACUCCAGAACCGGAAAUUCUCACUGUCAUCCGUUUGGGUAAACCUGUAUCCAAAAUUGAAAAGCCGCGUCCUAUCAAGGUAGUCCUGGCCAAUAAACAUAAUGCUAUAAAUGUUCUGAAAAAUAAAGGUAAGCUGCCAAACUCUGUUAAGGUAAAGGCUGAUAUGACACCAUAUCAAAGAGAUCAACUUAGGAGACUUCGUGAAGAACUAGCGGCUAGAACCGAAAAAGAACUCCGCAUACUAUACACGAAUUUGGCUUCCAUUAUGGCAAAAUUUGAUUUAUUUCUUCUUGAAGUUAAUACACAUAAACCUGCUUUUAUUUUGAUAUCAGAAACUCAUUUACAUUCUGGAAUUGAUGACAGCCUUAUAAAUAUAAACGGAUAUACGUUCUUCCGGUUGGACAGAAGAGAAAGAAAAGGGGGAGGAGUAGCAAUGUACGUUGCACAUGACGUUAACAAUGUACCUGUUAUAUCAAAAGUGAAUAAAAUAUAUUAUAAUUCUUUGGUUGAGGCAUUAUGGCUAGAUAUACACUAUGGAUAUUUAGAUUUACUUUUAGCUUGUGUGUAUCGUCCUCCCUCAAAUGUUUUAACAAGUGCUGAUGAAAUAUUAUUUAACACCAUAGAAAAGGUAGCCUCAAAGCAGACAGUGAUUAUUGCAGCUGACUAUAACAAAAUUAACAAAGAUUUAGCAGAAAACUUUAACAUAAUUGGAAACCAAGUAGAUGAAAUGUGGCUAUCAUUUAAAAAUCAAAUACAUACAUCACUUGAAAAUUGUGUAAAAAAAUCACAGAGAAUAAAUAAAUCAAAUAAGAAACCAUGGAUAAAUAAGGAAAUUUUGGAUUUAACAAAACGGAAAAAAGAGUUAUGGAAUAUAUAUAUUAUUAAUAAAACAGAAGAUUCGUACCGAAAAUUUAGAAAUAUUAAUCAUAAAAUUAUUAAACUGUCGAAAUAUAGAAGAGCUCAAUUUAAAACAAAUGUUAUAGACUCUGGACCGAAAGCUUUCUACGGAUACAUUAGAAGACAACUUAAUUCUAAAGUCACCAUUCCUAACAUGCUUAAAACCGAGUCACAAGAACUUGUAGAGGAACCACAUAAAAUCGCGGAGCUGUUUGCCGAUCAGUUCGUUAAUAGCUAUGUAAGAGAACCAGAUGGACCAAUUCCCUCCAUAAACAUGCCAAUGGUAACAAACUCAAUUGAUGACGUAAAAUUUACAACCAAAAUCGUACUAAAGACCUUGUUAACCUUUGAUGAUGCUACUGCUACUGGUCCUGAUGGAAUACCAUCUAUAUUACUAAAGCGGUGCUCAUCAUUGCUUGCCGAAUAUAUAUCAAGCAUUAUGAACAAAUCCAUGGAGGAUGGACGCUUACCCGCUGAUUGGAAGAAAGCUACAGUCGUACCUAUUUUUAAAAACGGCGAUAAGAUGAGACCUAGUAAUUACAGACCAAUAAGUUUGACAAGUAUCCUCUGUAAAUCCAUGGAAAAGAUCAUAACUGAAAGAUUAAGAGAAUUCCUAUUACAAGAACAACUGAUUUUAGAUGAACAGCACGGGUUUGUACCAAAGCGAUCAAUCAUUACAAAUAUGUUACAAUGUGUUAAUGAAUGGGUCUCAAACCAUGACAAUGGAUUACCUACAGAUGUGAUAUAUCUUGACUAUGAAAAAGCUUUUGACCGUGUGCCAUUAAGGCGACUUAUAUGCAAAUUAAAACACUGGUAUACGCGGGAAAUUGUUGGCCUGGAUCAGUGA
Messenger RNA from Parnassius apollo (apollo), 2133 nucleotides. The record is from the annotation of a GenBank genome assembly. NCBI's taxonomy places the organism in Eukaryota, Metazoa, Arthropoda, Insecta, Lepidoptera, Papilionidae.